Molecule: messenger RNA, 6903 nt
Organism: Amoebophrya sp. A25
Lineage: Eukaryota; Dinophyceae; Syndiniales; Amoebophryaceae
Source: the annotation of a GenBank genome assembly
CGGAGAGUGAGCAUUACAUUCUUCUUUAAGACUUGGUUUCCUAGAACAUCUUGUUCUUAAGUGUGUCCUCAAGAGGUCUAUCCUCACCUCUCAAGUCUAUCUUGUUUUCGCAAGAAGGAGUUCACCCUGCUCACAUUGUUCCAAAUGUGUGUACUCUUGAACUUGACUCCGAACUUCUGGAUGAACUAGGAGUAUUUAAUUGAGAAAAUUAGUUGGACUCUUCACAUUCAUAGAGUAGCUGGACUUUCUAACUUCUGUCCGGGAGGUGCGUGGGGAUAUCAGUGGGCUUGGAAACGUUGAUGAACCAGUCACUAUCGAAGCUUUUCCAACGACUGCAAAAAUCAACAAACGGCCAAUCUGCGGUGCCGGGUUAUCGUGUCAUUAUGCAGUUCACCGUCAAUCCUAACCACAACAGGCUAUCCUGUCUGCGACAGGCUAUCCUCUCCACAGGCUUUCCUAUCCAUAGGAUAGUCUAAAGAUGCUUCAAAGAAUAGUCUGCGGAUACUUAUUAACUUCAAUGAGUAGGCUAAGGAUGCUUCAAAGGAUACUCUAAAGUAGGUGCUUCAUCUUGCUCGUAGUUUCUCUGUUGAUCCUACCUCAGGUCUGUUGAACUAGAAUCAUGUUUUACUAGUAGUUGAACAGUUGUACCUAGCUAGUUCUCGUACCAUACUAAACUGCUGUUUCUGAUGGCCUCCGAGAAAAAUGAGGAGAGUAAUACAAGUCAACGCGAGUGUCGAUUAAGUUGAACUAGUGCCUCCACCUUCCUCGGGAUAAAAGUCCUACUAUCUUCAUCCAAGGGAUAAUCUUCCGCCUCCUGCUCUAGUCGAUUUCUUAGACUUCUAGUGGAAUACGACAAUGUUAAGAAGCAAGUAAGUAUCUUACUUGCUUUGAAUUCCGCUUACUUUAUAGUACUUACUUCAUUACUCUAAUCGGGUCCGUCCUCUGGUGGACAAAAUCGUUAUUCCGAUGGACGGAAGGCCAUCCGAGGACAUUCUAGUGAUGCCGGAGGAAACGGCGAUAUUUGGCAGGGUUUCCGCGGAUCUGAAGUACAUGGCAGCCCUCAGGGCGUUGGUUAAGGCGCUUACAAAUCGUAGUUACUGUAUAAAAGAAGUGCACGUACCCGUGGAUUGGUUUUACUACUACUACUACUACUACUACUACUAAGUGCAGCAAAGGAUAGAACUUUUUACAAAUUGUAGUUGCUAGAAAUAAGCGUAUUUUUAAGGGAUAGAAGAAAGGAAGGAAAGUUCGUUGUAAGAUUAAGCACAAUCAUCAUGAUCAUCAUCAUCAUCAUCAUCGUCGUGCGGUCUUAUGCUUCCUAGGGUGGUUGUUUGUAAAUUUGUUGAAUUCAUUCUUUGCAAAACCUCCACUUGUAACUUCGGGGGGGGGAAGAAGCAUAUAGUCUCAUGGAAAAAAAUAGCCUCUUGCUAGUAUUGGCGCACUCAUUCACUCACUCCAGAGGGACUGAGUCAGAGAGACACUUCAGAGAUUUAGACUCGAGACUCUCUUUUAACUAGUACUGACCAGUUUGGGAGUGGGACUCUUCUAUAUCACUUUGGAGACUCAAGACUCUCUAUAAUUGAGAGGUGCAUAUCAUCUUCUAGUACUUUGGAGGCGUGGGCGUGUCUUCAGGGUUGUCUAAAUUGGCGCUGAAGAAGAAGAAAGUUCGGUUACGGCAAGACAAAAUGUUCGCAAAGGACGAGCAGCCGUUUGACGGUAGUGCCACUGAGGAAGGCUUUCAUAAGCGACAAAAGCCAAGAUACCAAGACGACGAUUACGAGUACUAUUAACACUGAACUGUCACUUGAUGUAAAGGGGACAAUAAUAUCACUCAUCACUCAAAUUUUUAGAUCGAUGGCCAAAACUUGCAUUGGUAACCUAGUAGAGAGUUGAUAGAUGCAUAGUGGUUCAGUAUCAGCUAUCUAGUACAUUUAGAUGCUGAACAUUGAUGAUAGUUGAGAUUUAGAUGAAAAACUGUAGCAAAAUUUAGGAUUGAAAGACUUUUGAGGUUGGAAAAAGCGGUAAGACUUCAGUAGCCGUCUGACUGUAAAAAAUGCUUAGACUCUUCACGGCAGUGUUUCCCUCUGGGUAGACUGACUUGGUCGUUUCGGAGGGUGGUGCUGCCUUUUUUUUUGCGUACACAAAAAUAGGAUAACCACGGUUCGAGGGUUCACCGCGGGCGCCUGAUCAAUGCUUACCUUGAAGUGUGGAGGUGCUCUCAAUGAAGCUGGAGGGGCCCGCUCGUUUUCAAAAAAAAUAGUCGAAUUUUGUUCCUCUCUACCUGCAUGGGGUGCCGAGUGGAGCCCCCUUGAAGUGUGGAGGUGCUCCAGUCGUGGAGGUGGACAUCUGCACAAGAGGAUACCAAUUCUCAGAUGACUCUAGCACAGAGGCUCUAACACAGAUGACCUGAACAAGAGGUUACUAAUUCUCCAAAUUUUCACAGAACAACAACAACAGGGAAACAACAACAACAACAGGGGAACAACAGGGAAACAACAACAACAACAACAACAAGGAAACAACAACAUGCUCAUUCCUCACUCAUCCAAAUUCCUUAAUUCCUCACUCAUCCAAAUAGACAUGCACCCUAAAUCACAGGCACAGGGCAACAAGAACAUGCUCAUUCUCACCCAAUUCGCCCUGAUGGUAUUUGAUAUUUAUCCUAAAUAUAUAUACCCAGAACAUGCAGGUAUUUGAUAGAGAAGAUGUCACCGACGCGGUCGCAGCCCUUGAGUGUCUUUUUGUCGGCCAGGCGGUCGCCCAAGGUGCUGCAGGAGCACGACCCGGAUUUGGAAAUCAUCUUAUGACGACAUAGAAGUCAUCUUAUGUUGUGGUGUUGAUCUUGACAGGAGCAAACUAAGACUUGUUCUUUUCUCAUGUAAGACGAAGAACCUAUGCAGUUGGCAGGAAAUUAACACUAUGUGGUUGACAGCAAGUGAAUUAUAGUUGACACCAAACUAGUACGUACCUAUAAACAGCAGACUUAUAACGUCUUUUAAGUUGUCACACACACAAACUCUAAGUUUAGGCACAGGCUCCGACUCGGAGGACGAAGCCUCUGCAGAUUCACGAUCAGGCGGCCAGCAACAAGCUGCGCUAUCUCACAAUUAAGGCUCAACACAAUUUUAAGUAGCUUAUUUCUGCACGUCAAUCAUUUCUCCUUUUUGUUGCUCUCUUGGGAUCCAUUCUCGGGAGAAGUCGCGGUUGCAGAAGUAAAAAAUUCAUUGUCAUCUGUUGUCUUACAGAGAAGUCAAGUUGUAGUGUAGACGUCUUUUCAACCUGGAUUUUUUUUUGAGUGAUGGUGUGGCUGGUUUAUCGAAUUGUUUUGAGCUCUAACACAACUCAUCCCGGGUACGAAAUAUCAUCAGACACUAUAAGAAGCUAAAAAAUCGAGUCGAACUCGCUAGCAACGAGGUGGAUCGAUCCCUCAUAAACAAUGGGAGAAAGUACUGCUACAACUACUGAUAAACAAUGCAAUUCAAAGUACUACUGAUGUAAACUGUUCUUGUAUGUUGCUACUAACAGGAGUUGGAAUGAAAUUCCUAUACCUCUAAAACCAUGUAUGCUUUCUCCGCUCAAAUACUAACCUGUUGUAGCAGUUGUAGGCAUUAUUCUACAUCCUUUCGGAAACAGGCUGGUCCAUACUAGAUCCAAGCUGUAGCUCUGAGAUGGCUUACUGCUCUACUUAUUAUUAGUCUGUAAUCAGUUGCGUCUUGUAUUUCGCGCUUCCUUUCUCCUCAUCUUCUCAUCGUUUGUCCUACUAGUAGAUAACAAGUAUUAUGUACGACUAAUCUAUAUCUACAUUCGCGACAUAAAACAGGUUCACCUCGCGCGAGGCACAUUCAUUCGCUCCCCUCUUGAUAGUCGUGAAUGCUCACCUCCUUGAGGCGAGCCAGCUCCUAUCCUAUCCUCUCCUAUCCUCUCCUAUCCUCUCCUAUCCUCUCCUAUCCUCUCCUAUCCUAUCCUCUCCUAUCCUAUCCUAUCCUAUCCUAUCCUAUCCUAUCCUAUCCUAUCCUAUCCUAUCCUAUCCAUUCCUUCACUCUCCGUACGUCUACGCAACCGCCAUGAAAAUUUAUCAGGUGUCUUCUCUCUUCUGUGGUAGAGACGUUUCGGGAUGGGGAUAGGGAGUUUACGAGUCGCGACGUGGAUCUCCUCUACCCUGAAAAAGAAGACGAUGAUGAAUUUGUGCGGGAGUUUCUAUUAAGGCUUCUCCUUACAGAGGGUUGACGCGUGAGGUUUAUACAGGAUGCUCUGUAUCUCAAGAUAGAUGGAUCAGUUGGCAGGGGAGAGCCUGUUCUUCAAGGGGAAAGCAGAGGGGUUUAAACGUGACGCACUGUAUCUCAGGAGGAUGCUGAUUCAUUAGAUGCUUUUGAAAAGACUCAGCGUUGCCCACUUUGUGGAGUCAACUCAGAUAUUUGGGCGAGUACCGAGUGAGUGAAUGAAUGAAAACAAAAGAAGAUUGAGAUGAUGAAAUAAUGACCAAAGACAGGACGAAGAAUAAGCCCUCUCCCCCAUGCACACAGGUAGCCCCUAUACCUCGCGAAUAGGUACAUCGAUCAAUCAAUCAAUCUUCAGAUGACUUCCCUUAGGGUGCUGUGGACUCCUUUUAGGGUGCUGUGUGAUCUCUAAGUUGGGACUUUGCCAACAGCGAAGUCGUACCCAGGGACGACAAAUACCUUCAUCCAGCACAAGCAGCGCAUCUGAAAUUGCGGGAAUUCUGUUACGGAUUUACUUCAUUAAAGUCAUUUAACAUAAGAAGAUGAGUAUCUAAGAUUCUAAGACUCUAAUUAAAGAACUUAUACCCCAUGAGUGGGUACAUCUAUCUGUCUAUCUACAAGAUUAUUAAAAAAGGAGCCAUGUUUCUUCUAAAACGGAUGAUGAACUAAUUAUACAACUAAAUACAAAGUUCUCACUCUCUCAUAUUUGAGCACCCUUUCAUCUUUGACCAGCACUCAUAGUGUCACCUGUCGGGUUGGUUCUGAAUGAAGGAAUGUUUUACUACUCAAGUAGUACCUGAUAGAUAAGUAGUUCCCUGAUAAGUCUAAUAAAGUUCUAGUCUAUCAGGUAGUACCCGAUAAGUUCUAGUCUAACUCUAAUAAAGUUCUUACUCUCGUCUCAUCUUUGACUACCCUCUCACUGUGCGACUCUUCUAACCUUGGCGUCGUUACCUAGCGCAGACAAACCCUGCUGCAGGAGACAGUAUGCCCUCAGAGCCAUUGCUCAAACUCGAAAAAACGAAAAAAGGACCUGGAGGAAAUACUAAAAUCAAAGAAGCGGAGCCAUCGAAAGUUGGAGGGCCAGGUUUGGCGUCACAGACCGUUAUGAGUAUGGUCCUCGACAAUUACUUCUUAGUAGAGUAGUCAAUCUCCAUCCUACGUUCUUAUAGAUUCCGACAGUUCGCACACUUUAGCAGAUGCUUUACUUAGCUCGUGGCACUUCUUAGGUUAAUAAUAUUAUCCUUCGAUCGUGCCGGAGAAAGUAACCUCAUCUGUCAAUUCGCUGUACUUUGUAGGACUAGAUAAGCUUUUUGACCAUACUUUUCUAAUUCUCGCAUCGCGAACAGCGCUCAAGGUCCUGGCGGAAUAAGUGGACGGGCUGUGAAGGACCCGCAUUUGCGGAUAAAAACGGGAGAAGGUGGCGAUAGCCCACUAGCUAGCGGGACACCUGUUAAGGUCAGCUUUUAUUUAUUCAUCUGGAUCUAAUGGUAGUAGUGGCUGCGUCUGCGGCAAGAAUUGUCUUCAUAUUUAAGUAUUCGAAAACUGGAAAUACAAGAAAUACCCGAGUUCUUACUGAGUGAAAUAAGGGACGUACUAGCUUUUAAAGGCUACUCUUCCUUCAGUCUCUUCUCGGUUAUUCUCUUCAGUUCCCUGAACAUGGGACACAAAGAAAGGGGUCGUCGAGAUGAGGGGACUCCUGAGAUGAAAAAAAGGCCUAUUGUUCGACUCUAAACCUGGACUAUAUUCGAAUGUUCACCCUGGCGGCAUUUCCACGCUCUCCUCGCGGCGUCAGCCUUAUAUUAUGAACUCUUUUAUUUCUGGCUCACAAUGUACUUACUGCUUGUGUCUAACCACAAUAUAGACGUCGUCUAGUCACAGUAUAAGUAGUUGUGUUUAGUCACAGUGUAAGUAGUUGUGAUGUGGUCUAACCAGAGUUGAAAUAGGAUCCAUAACGACCUAUAGGUCAUCGAUGUGAAGGAUCUAUAACCUAACCUAGCCCGUAGCUCAUGAAUGGGCACACUGCUACAACUACUGCUAGUAGUUGUGUCUAAGGACAGUGUAGUUGUGUCUAAGGACAGUGUCGUAGCGUCAUCGACGCUUUCAGCAGGUGGCGGUGGUAGCAGUAGCUCCACGGCAGGACGGAAAAGAUUUGGGGGUACUGCCAGGGCGAACUUCUUUAGCACCCGAGGGCUGCUAUCUCUUAUGGCAGAGAGCAUCUACUAACUAAUACUAUUAGAAAAUUAGCCUUUCCUGAAGAGAUGUCUGGUCUGGUGUAUAGCAGCUUUUGAUUUUAGCUACUAACGGCUAGAUCAGUCCCUUCUUCCAAAAUCUUUAGCUACUAAAACUACAAGAUGAUCAGACAUGGAUCUAUCAUGCAAUCAUCUUGAUGUUCGUCUUCGUGUUUUGUGGAGUAAGUAGCAGUUAAAUAGAAUGGGUUAAUGGAGUAAGUAGUGAAAACCAAAAACCUCAAUAGGUCUAGUGGUUGUGUAGAGAAGAAACUAGUACAAAUGUAAGUACAUCGAAUCCAGGUAAUCAAUAGAUGAAGUUCCUUUAUUGUUAAAUCUUCCUCGCGUUCAUACCUCCAGCAGGUGAGUCUCCAGUUUUUAGUCGGAGUUCGCAGACUUUCCACACGCCAAAUCGGACAAGGCUCAAGGACGAUAGGGGUUAUAAUUAUGGCCACAAGUAG